Cannabis sativa is the source of this 621-nucleotide messenger RNA. RefSeq names its product histone H4. The record is from RefSeq and is a predicted model, not a curated record. Gene Ontology annotation, molecular function: DNA binding; structural constituent of chromatin; protein heterodimerization activity. The coding region runs from base 75 to 386 and encodes 103 amino acids. Gene Ontology annotation, cellular component: nucleosome. Lineage: Eukaryota; Viridiplantae; Streptophyta; Magnoliopsida; Rosales; Cannabaceae. Gene Ontology annotation, biological process: nucleosome assembly. The transcript has a single exon.
AAAACGCAAUCCCGCUUCAUCUCAUCUUAAAAUAUUGAACGUACUGUUUGGCUGUCGAGAAAGUCUCUGAGAGAAUGUCAGGAAGAGGCAAGGGAGGAAAAGGCUUGGGAAAGGGAGGAGCCAAGAGGCACAGGAAGGUUCUGAGGGAUAAUAUCCAGGGAAUCACUAAGCCUGCCAUUCGAAGACUCGCUCGUAGGGGAGGUGUGAAGCGUAUCAGUGGCCUUAUCUAUGAGGAAACCAGAGGAGUUCUCAAGAUCUUCUUGGAAAAUGUUAUUCGUGACGCUGUUACUUACACAGAGCACGCUCGGAGAAAGACGGUCACCGCCAUGGAUGUAGUUUACGCUUUGAAGAGGCAAGGUCGCACCCUUUACGGUUUUGGUGGUUAAUCUCAUUACGAUUUGUACAAUCAAUCAGUUUCUUUUAGGGUUUUUAGGUAUUCUUUUCCUUUUUGGGUCUAUGACUUAGAUUUGUUAUCUCUCAUGAUCUGAUAUUCAGUGUAAUUUGAGUUUCGCUUCAUUAAAUUGUGAUUGUGAGGAAAUAAAUCGAAAUUACUUGGGCCUUUUAAAUUUGUAAUUUCUCAUUAACUGAUUUUCGAUCUAAUAUGAAUCUCGUUUCUUCAAA